This is a messenger RNA of Belonocnema kinseyi, 3880 nucleotides long. It is a transcript of the gene Patj, whose product is annotated as patj homolog. The record is from RefSeq and is a predicted model, not a curated record. The coding region runs from base 246 to 3581 and encodes 1111 amino acids. The transcript is spliced from 17 exons. NCBI's taxonomy places the organism in Eukaryota, Metazoa, Arthropoda, Insecta, Hymenoptera, Cynipidae. Gene Ontology annotation, molecular function: protein binding.
CAAGUGAUCAUAUGUUCGCUUCGCGUGGGUUGUUGCAUUACAAUAAAAAUAAAUAAAAAACAAUCAGAAUCGUUUUUUAAAUACCAGUGGAUGCUAAUUUGGGAAUAAUAUAGUGAAAACCACUUAAUAGAGGAUAUAAUAUUUUUGAAUAAGUUUGUGAUAAUCUGCUCCAGGUCUCUGUGGAAUUUCGUCUUCAUUUUUGACAAGUAGGAAAAAUACAUCCAGAGGAGGCUGAGGAGAAAAAAAUGGCGUUGAAUACAGAUAUCUCCACGGCACUCCACUUGCUGGAGCACGUGGAGGAACGAAUGGAAGACUGCGAUGAUCCGAAGCUCCAGAUGCACACAAACCAAGAUAUUCGUGCUUUGAUUGCCCUUCUCGAAGAUCCAGUCUUCCGCAGUAUUGUCACUCUCCAAGAUUCUCUCGCUGAGUUAAAUACUCAACUCGGACAACAUCCCUCCAUUCUGCCGGGGGAUUUCGAUAUUCGUCUCAGUGGACAACUUGAGUUUUCUGUACCAAACACGCCACUGCAACCCGUUGGGCAGAAUAUUUUCCAGGAACUCUAUCAGGACAGCAACGAAUUUGAUGACCAGAGAGUUCCCGUCGUUCCGCUCGUGCACAGCAGCAGUGAAGAUACUAUUGCACAGGCUACGAGUCCGAGUUUGAUAUCGGAUGUUGGUAGCAUGUCUCACAUAACGACGCCAUCCUACGCCAAGGAAUUCCGCAAAGUGAUUGAAUCUGCAGCCAAAGGUCGUCAAACUUUAAAUGUUCAGCUCUUCAAAUCCGAAGGUAUGAGUUUGGGAUUCAGCGUUGUUGGAUUGCGCACUAAAGAUAAAGGAGAACUCGGCAUCUUCCUUCAGGAGAUUCAACCAAAUGGGAUCGCUGGAAUCGAUGGUCGACUGUUGGAAGGGGAUCAAAUACUAGCGAUAGAUGGACAACCCUUGGACUCUAAUAUUUCCCAUGAACAGGCGAUUUCGAUUCUUCAAAAGGCUCGCGGUGUAGUUGAACUAAUCGUCGCUAGGAGCGCCCAAGAUAUUGGGAGCCCAGCUGCGACGGAUGAGGUGUCCGGGGUCUCGAUUUCGACCGCAGCAGCAGAGGGAACGGGAUCUCUCAUCUGCAGCGGAUUUACCGACUUUACCGCCUCCAAAGAGCAAUCGGCACCGGUGCCUUCUGCAGUCUUACCAGGGGUCACAAAACCCACCACUCCGAGUGCAGCGAUCGUUUCUGUGGUACCAAAUUCUGCAUCCACAUCGUCUGCUGGCACUGGAGUUCCGGUCGUCGAAACAGCUCCGUCCGCCGUCAGUGAAAUCGCGAAGAGUGGCACUGACAUGGUGUUGAAUACCGAGUGGGCACAAGUAGAAGUAAUAAACCUUAUCAACGAUGGAAGUGGUCUUGGCUUUGGAAUCAUCGGCGGCCGAAGCACAGGCGUUGUCGUCAAAACUAUUCUCCCUGGUGGAGUCGCUGAUCGCGAUAAUAGGCUGCAAAGUGGAGAUCAUAUAUUGCAAAUCGGAGAAGUCAAUCUCCGUGGAAUGGGAAGUGAACAGGUCGCAGCUGUUCUCAGACAAUCGGGAACUCAUGUUCGACUUGUCGUUGCACGUCCAGUCGAACCUACUUCCCCCGACUACCAGAUUUUACUUCUUCAGGCCCUCGGAAGCCAUGCACCGAUCGUACCAACAAAAAUCCUGGGCGAUCCAGAUGAACUCGAUCGUCAUUUGAUUCAUUCAACUCCAGAAACUUAUAAUGUCCGACACGCGAAAACAGAUUUAAACUACGACAAUGGAUAUAUGUACUCUCAGGAACCGGAUAUCGAAAUGCACACGAGGCCAAGCCUUAUCAUGGACGUGGUGCGAAAUCCGACGCCUGUGGGAGCGUCGCCCUUCAUUCCAACGCUCACGGGUCCAAUUCAAAUCCAGGACCUUCCGGCUCUCUCGAUGGACCCGAUUGAUGUCGAUUCUCUUCCUGAAAUGGAACGUUUCACUGUAGAAUUAAAAAAGGACACCUACGGGCUUGGGAUUACUAUCGCGGGAUAUGUUUGUGAAAAGGAGGAACUCUCGGGAAUUUUCGUGAAGAGUAUAAGUGAAGGUAGCGCUGCUGACUUGAGCGGGAAAAUUCAAAUAAAUGACCGAAUCGUGGAAGUCAACGGUCACUCUCUACAGGGUUAUUCGAAUCAUGAAGCUGUUGAAGUUUUGAGAAGUACAGGAACAAUCGUUGUUCUUUGUUUAGAACGGUAUCUUCGGGGUCCAAAAUAUGAACAACUGCAGCAAGCAAUUGCCGCCAGUGAACUCAGGUUACCUCAGCAGCCGGGUUCUCCCUCCAUCACAAGUCUCCCCACGUUCCCCAUCACUGCACAAGAAGGAGAAUCGACGAUAGAAAUAGAGCCAGAGGGCGAGUCGCACACGACAAUCGAUAGUGCGAUUCUUCAUGAAAUGGAUAGAGAGACUGAUACUCGUGAUUCUUCUCCAGAAACUAAUGUUGAGGCUCUUUUGAGUGAUCCAUCGCAAGAACUGACGCCACAAAUUGAAGCUGCAAUCAAAUCUAAGUGGCAAAAAAUCGUCGGACCGGAUGUCGAGAUAGUGGUGGCACAAUUAAAAAAAUUCGCUGAAGGUAGUGGUCUAGGAAUUAGUUUAGAGGGAACAGUAGACGUCGAAAAUGGGCAGGAAGUGAGGCCUCAUCAUUAUAUUCGCUCAAUUCUGCCACAAGGACCCGUUGGUCAAAACAACACAUUAAGAUCGGCAGAUGAACUUUUAGAGGUGAACGGCUACCGACUUCUGGGAAUUAACCACAUGGAAGUGGUGAGCGUCCUGAAGGAAUUACCCGUUCACGUAAGAAUGGUCUGUGGCAGAAAUAUCAAAUCUCAGGACGCGCUCUGUCCGAUAGAUACAGCUCAACAUCAAGCGGCCUUUCAAACUAGGAGUAUUCUCGGCGGUUCCUUACAAAAUUUGCUACCCUCGAUGGAUCGACUCGUGAAGGCAAAGUCAGACGGUUCUUUAGCAUCGGCGACGACAACGGCGACCGUCACUGAUGCAAGUCUUAGCAAAAUGAAAUCCCGAUCUCUGGAACCAUUAACAGGCCUUGCGAUGUGGAGUUCUGAACCGCAAAUAAUCGAACUCGUGAAAGGAGAGAGAGGCCUUGGAUUUUCUAUUUUAGAUUAUCAGGAUCCGAUGAAUCCCAACGAAACUGUGAUAGUAAUAAGAUCCCUAGUGCCGGGCGGAGUGGCUCAAGUAGACGGUCAGUUGAUUCCCGGCGACCGUCUCCUCUUCGUCAACGACAUCACAUUAGAAAAUGCAACCCUGGACCAAGCCGUGCAGGCGUUGAAGGGAGCCCCGAAGGGUGUGGUGAGGAUCGGGGUAGCGAAACCGCUGCCGAUUCCUGACAGCAUCGCUCAGGCGAGCGAUCAGGAUGAUAUCUCCGAAAUAAGCGGUAGGAGUCCGAGGGCGAGUCGACUGCCCGUGAUCGACAGUCAGAAGCAGAGGUGCGAGUAUUUUCGAGAGAGGAAGAUCAACGUUGUCCAACCACCACCCCGCCUGGACCUGAUCGAAGGCCUACAGCUCCAACACAGCCUCGUCAAAUCUGAAAGCUUUUGAAUCAAUCGAACAAGCCCAACUUCGGCCCUCGAUCCUUCCUCGUGGACCAAAAAUCGAGAUUUCCCUCUCGAGUUUUCCUUUUUACACUCACUCACUCCCUCACUAUCAGUCUUAUAUUUCGAGGGUUUCGAUUCCACGAGAUGGGGUUCUUCUUUACCGGAGACUUAAUCAAGGCAGAGUGGAGAUGUGAGAUUUUAAUUGCACGAGUUUCGUGAAAGGGCUCAUUUUUAGCUACAAAGUGUACUUGUAAAGAGAUUAAGAUACGAGUUUAGAGCAAUAAAGAGAUUUAGUUAAUGGUA